AGGGGAAUUUUCUUCUGUAAAAAUCUAGGGUUUGUGUUCCCAAAUCACCAGAUGAAGGAGCCAAGAAGAAAUCCCAUAUCAAAUUUACAACUCUUCAGAAAUCUGCCAUUAGAGAUCACCAUCGAUAUCCUAUCACGGCUUCCAAUUCGAAGAAUCGCGAUCUGCAAAUGUGUCUGCAAUUCAUGGCGAGAGCUACUCCGAAGCCGCGAAUUUCUCGAUUUCCAUCUCUCGAAAUCGGUUCCCGGAUUACUUAUCGGCCACGAUUGGGACCCGGAAAACUACAGAAUUUUCGAAUUUGUCGACGAACUCGGUCUCGAAACUCACGAUCUUCACUACAACACAGUCACCAAAUUCAACUCAAUGGGAUUCGCCGAUUCCUCCGAGCUAAAGGGUUCAGCUAGUGGCCUGCUUUUCUUCAUCAGAAAAGUCUCUAAUUACGACUCUCUUUACAUCUGCAAUCCAAUAACUCGCGAGUAUAUUGAGUUACCAUACGAUGGGAUUUUUUACUCCGAUUCUAGAAUGGUCACUUCUGUAUUUGGGGUUAGCAAAAUUACUCGCCAGCAUAAGGUGAUUAGGGUUUUCCAUGAAAUUGAUAAUAGGCGUGAAUGCGAUACCGCUGCGCAUUUAUUGUCGAACGUUACCAAGUCCAUUUGUCUCGUAUAUGUUCUCGGAACAGGAUUAUGGAGAAGCAUUGCCCCUCCUGCCCCGUUUAUAUACGGCAGUCGUUCGAUUGGGGCAUCUGUUAAUGGAAAUAUUCACUGGAUGGUAGAAAAUGCAGACGGAUCUCAUUGUGUUUCUUGCUUUAAUAUCGAGACGGAAACUUUUAGCACGUUUGCUCCUCCUAUUUUUCCGGUGAGCAAAAAAUUUCUUGUGGGCCUAGUGGUUUUGGGGGAUUGCCUAUGUGCGUGUGAUAAUACGUUUGAUGAAAUUGUUAUAUGGUCGAUGAAGGUGUAUGGAGACGACAAAUCGUGGAGAAAGGAAUUUGUCGUAAAAAAAGAUGGUGGGUAUGUUUGUGAUUGUGAUGAUUGUCGACAAGUUGUUUCUCCUAUCAAAGUUUUCAAAGAUGGCGAUAUCUUGAUGGCGUGGGAUGAAAUAGACAUGAUUUACUACUCGAACAAGACGAAAAGUAUUACGUCGUUCGAUAUGGUUAGGCUGGACGACGAUGAUGGUGAGGGUUUGAGUGCAAUGCUUCAUACAUCAAGCUUUCUCUCACUCGGAAGUUUCCGGAAGGAGAGUGUAAGUUCUUUCUGACGUCGAGUAUGUCAGAAUUAUCAGUUCGUCUUUAUGUCAAAUGUAACUUAUGGUUUGCCUCACUGGGAAAAUUCGUUAAUAUCUUUGUAUUGACUUAUCGGAAACAUCUUGACAUUACGCAAGUAUGUUGGCAACGGCUAUUUUUUCGAGCUUUUCUUGAAAACUCUUUGCUUUGAAUUUCCGUAAGAAAAGAGUCUUCUACUAAUACACCAUUUACACCGAGUAGACUCAUAUAUUGAAGCUCCGUUA
Molecule: messenger RNA, 1500 nt
Organism: Erythranthe guttata (spotted monkey flower)
Lineage: Eukaryota; Viridiplantae; Streptophyta; Magnoliopsida; Lamiales; Phrymaceae
Source: RefSeq, a predicted model, not a curated record